AUGUCAACCACUUGCUCGGUUCUAAACCUAACGUUUUUCUUGGGAAAGUCAGACGAGCUUGUCCUCGGUGAGGACAAAGGGGAUGACGCCAUGGAGGAGGGCUCUGACGAUGACCUUCCAUGUGGUAGGAAACGUGCCAUCCGAAACUUGAUUGCGGCAAAUGGACGAGUUGAUUGUGCGGAAGAUGGAGACACAGAUGUGACCGUCGACGAUGACCCCGAGGCAGUGGAGAAGGGGGGACUGAUCGCUGGACUACUUGACGAGGAUGUCACUGUCGCUGAGGGUUUCUUGAGAGAUGAUCGCUUUGGAGGCGGCGGUAGAACGAUGGGGGUGGAGUGA
This is a messenger RNA of Psilocybe cubensis, 339 nucleotides long. RefSeq lists its product as uncharacterized. The coding region runs from base 1 to 339 and encodes 112 amino acids. The record is from RefSeq and is a predicted model, not a curated record. The transcript has a single exon. Lineage: Eukaryota; Fungi; Basidiomycota; Agaricomycetes; Agaricales; Agrocybaceae.